AUGGACCGCUACGAGGUGCUAGAGCUCAUCGGCAGAGGCUCAUUUGGUGAAAUACGCAAAGUCAGGCGGAUCCACGACGGGGCCAUCCUCUGCCGCAAGGAAAUCCUAUGGCGCAAAAUGAAGCAGCGUGAACGCGAACAGCUCCAGGCAGAGAUGCGCAUCUUGGCCUCCCUACAGCACAAGCACAUUGUACAGUACAUUGAACAAGUUACUGACCAGUCAACAAAAAUGGUCUACAUCUACAUGGAAUACUGCGGCAAUGGAGAUUUGCAUGAACUCAUCACAGCGCGCAAAGAACAGAAUCCAGGCGUCAAGUUCGCAGAGGCCAUGAUCUGGCAAGUUUUCUCGCAACUUUGCCUUGCUCUGUAUCGCUGCCACAACGGUUUCGAUGCGCCCCCGCCACGCAUGCAAAAUACCGUCCUCCAUCGAGACAUCAAGCCGCAAAACAUCUUUUUGGAUCACGAUAACCGCGUGAAGCUGGGCGACUUUGGUUUGUCAAAGGAAGUCACUGGGCCGGGACUCGCAGACACCUAUGUCGGCACUCCUUUUUACAUGUCUCCCGAAAUUAUCGCUGGUAGAGCGUACAAUGCAAAGAGUGAUAUAUGGGCCAUGGGCUGCUGCAUCUAUGAACUAUGCACCUUUGAGCCACCCUUCCUUGCACGAGAUCAGCAAGAACUCAACGUCAAGAUCAAGGCCGGGCAAAUCACCAGCGUCACCCGCCAUGGCUAUUCGGAAAGUCUCGAUCGCGCCAUCCGCGCUUGUUUGUCACAGAGUGAACAGCGCAGACCGAGCGCAGCCACUUUGCUGCGUAUGCAGGAAAUGCACCUCGCGCGUCGG
This is a messenger RNA of Protomyces lactucae-debilis, 837 nucleotides long. Its product is annotated as kinase-like domain-containing protein. Gene Ontology annotation, molecular function: protein kinase activity; ATP binding. The transcript is spliced from 2 exons. The annotation marks the transcript as partial. The record is from RefSeq and is a predicted model, not a curated record. Lineage: Eukaryota; Fungi; Ascomycota; Taphrinomycetes; Taphrinales; Protomycetaceae. Gene Ontology annotation, biological process: protein phosphorylation.